AUGUCAGCCGAAUCUCAGCCCAUAUCUGCAGACCAAUUCGCCCUUGCCAUCCAUGAUCUGCCUAUCGAAAACCUGUACUCGAAAGCCCAGGAACUCUCAAACUCGAUCUCCCACCUCGAACGCUCAAACCAACAACUGCAACAGUACAUCGACAGUAUCCGCUCAGACACUACUCUACCAGAAAGUACGAGGCAAGAGGGAGACAAAGACUGCGCAGAUGCCAUUCAAGAAAAUAAUAUCGUGAUUGAGCGGCAAAAGGAGAGAAUAGGGCUGUUGAAGCGUGAGGUGGAAAGACGAGGGGGAAGAUGGCAUGAGGCGGACAGUAGCGGAAAGGUGAACGGCAAUUCCGAAGAAGCAGUGAACAAUGGGAGCACUACCGAGGCAGGUAGAAGCACAGGUGGCAGACUCACAGACGAGGAGCUGAGAAGACAGAUGACGGAACGACUGGGUGAGGACGACGAUGAAGGCGAUGGCUUGCACCUUUAA
This is a messenger RNA of Capronia epimyces CBS 606.96, 486 nucleotides long. RefSeq lists its product as uncharacterized. Lineage: Eukaryota; Fungi; Ascomycota; Eurotiomycetes; Chaetothyriales; Herpotrichiellaceae. The transcript has a single exon. The record is from RefSeq and is a predicted model, not a curated record. Bases 1 to 486 code for a protein of 161 amino acids. Gene Ontology annotation, biological process: proteasome regulatory particle assembly. Gene Ontology annotation, molecular function: protein-macromolecule adaptor activity.